AUGAAGUUUAUUGCCAUCCUCCUCGCAGCUAUAGGCGCGGCAGCUGCUCGCCCAGUCGCGUGCCCCUCUGGCUCUUCAAAGGGUGCUUCCUGUGCUGUCGGCGAGCCAGAGAUCAACUCCAAGCCAACAUUCACCACGGUAGCUUGCCCCCCUGGUUCGCCUAAGGACGCCGUGUGCGCCGUUGACAUCCCUGAAUACCGCACUCUCCCGGAGGGUAAAGACAAGCGUACAAUGUCUACUGUCUAUGUUACAUCAACUACGGGCACUGUCACUAUCCACAAGCCUUCUACCACCGAAGAUGUCACGAAGACAGUCGUAGUCACACAAACAGCAUGA
This is a messenger RNA of Malassezia restricta, 336 nucleotides long. RefSeq lists its product as uncharacterized. The coding region runs from base 1 to 336 and encodes 111 amino acids. Lineage: Eukaryota; Fungi; Basidiomycota; Malasseziomycetes; Malasseziales; Malasseziaceae. The record is from RefSeq and is a predicted model, not a curated record. The transcript has a single exon.